Molecule: messenger RNA, 720 nt
Organism: Centruroides sculpturatus (bark scorpion)
Lineage: Eukaryota; Metazoa; Arthropoda; Arachnida; Scorpiones; Buthidae
Exons: 4
Coding region: 209-670 (153 amino acids)
Cellular component (GO): membrane
Source: RefSeq, a predicted model, not a curated record
CUUGGCCACUGGUGGACUCCUGAUGAAAGUCCUCAUGGUGGUUACUAUUCAGGAUCCGAGAUAAAACGUUUGAAAAUGCGAUUUAAAGUGUACUGGAAAUCAUGAAGUCCACGUAAUGGAAUGUUUUAAAAUUUAACCAUUCGAGUGAUUUCGUGUUCCAGAGCACGUAGCACAAUUCCAUUUAGUGUUAAGAAAAUCGAAAUUUAAAAUGGAAAGAGCAAAUUUCUUUAAAACUGCUUAUGUAAUUCCAAGAGUUAUGCAACUGGUACUUGCCAUUGCUGGCAUCGUUUCAACUGAAGAAAAGACAUUUUGUCCUAUACGAAACAGGAAAAUUCAACCUUCAUACACAUUCUUCGAAUCUGUUUGCGUAUCCACUUUAGUCGUUACGAUACUAUUCUUAAUACUAUCCUACUUUCACAUCUUUGAGCAACUUAAUACCUAUUUUAACUCGAGAAUUUUGAUGUUUGUGAUUGAUGCAAUAUUCAUUGUACUGUAUGUUUUAUCUAGUGUUUAUCUAAUCAACUUAACUAAAAAUCCAAAGUACAUGAAUACAGUAAUUGUUGCAUCUGUUCUCUCAGUAUUGAGUGUUAUAUUAUCCUUCUACUCUGCUCUGACUAAUAUUCAACGGUUGACGUCGGUAUUCUGCCAUUCUCGAGACAUUGAAGGUUAAUUUCCAUAAAAAUACUAUUACAAUGAUUAAUAAAGAAUGUUUUUCACUAA